CGUGUCCGGCGCGGCGGCGGCGGCCAUGCUGUCGGUGGCGGCUCGCGCGCUGUUUCGCGGCGGGGCGGCGUGGGGCGCGCUGCGAGCGGGGCAGCCCCAGCGGUGCGUGGCGGCGGGCGGGCAGGACGGGGAGGUGGGCGCGGCGCGGCGAGCAGCGGCGGCGGGGGAGGACGGGCAGCCCACGGUCUUCAGCGGGAUCCUCGCCCGCAGCGUGCCCGCCGACAUCCUCCAUGAAGACGAGAAGUGCCUGGCUUUCCGCGACGCGGCCCCCCAGGCCCCCGUGCACUUCCUGGUGAUCCCCAAGCGCCCCAUCCCCCGGCUGAGCCGCGUGGGUCCCCAGGACACCGAGCUCCUGGGCCACUUGCUGGUGGUGGCGGCACAGACGGCGCAGGCGGAGGGUCUGGCCGAUGGCUACCGCCUGGUGAUCAACGACGGGAAGCACGGCGCCCAGUCCGUCUACCACCUGCACCUGCAUGUGCUGGGGGGGCGGCAGCUGGGCUGGCCCCCGGGCUGAGCCCCCCCAAACCACUGCCCCCCAAUAAAGCAUCUCGACGGCG
This is a messenger RNA of Tyto alba (common barn owl), 557 nucleotides long. RefSeq names its product histidine triad nucleotide binding protein 2 (gene HINT2). The transcript has 5 exons. The record is from RefSeq and is a predicted model, not a curated record. Lineage: Eukaryota; Metazoa; Chordata; Aves; Strigiformes; Tytonidae. Gene Ontology annotation, molecular function: hydrolase activity. Gene Ontology annotation, cellular component: cytoplasm; mitochondrion. The coding region runs from base 26 to 514 and encodes 162 amino acids.